AUGCCACCAAAACGAUCCCGAGCAAAUAACUUUUCAGAAGAAGCCAGUCGUACAUUAAAAACAGCUUCUAACAAAGCUGAUUAUGUUGGGCAAAGUAUUAGACGAGAAACGAAGAAAACCGGUGAUAAAAUUGAAUACACAGCAAAACAAGCUAAAAACGCGGUCGCUGACGCGGCCAGUACGACAAAGAAGAAAGUCAACCGAGGUGCUGAAAGCAUUCGGGCUGAUAUUGGUAGAAAAACCGGAAAGGCGAAAGCAGCAGCCAAAGAUGUUACUAAGAAAGCAAAAAAUGUGACUGAUAGAGCUAAAAGUGCAGCAAGGUCAACAAGAAAAGCUACGGAUAAUGCAUAUAAAGGAACGAAAAGAGCUGCGAGAAAAGCUGCAGAUAGUAUGAAAAAUACGGCGAAUAGUCUGACAUCUAAAACAAAUGAAUUCGCGCAAAAAGCCGCCAAGCCAGCUGGUCAAGCAGCAGAAAAUGCAUCGCACGGACUAUCGGAUAUCAAAAAAUCGAUCGAAGGACUUUGCAAAUAA
Adineta ricciae is the source of this 531-nucleotide messenger RNA. Lineage: Eukaryota; Metazoa; Rotifera; Eurotatoria; Adinetida; Adinetidae. The record is from the annotation of a GenBank genome assembly.